Linum tenue is the source of this 1746-nucleotide messenger RNA. NCBI's taxonomy places the organism in Eukaryota, Viridiplantae, Streptophyta, Magnoliopsida, Malpighiales, Linaceae. The record is from the annotation of a GenBank genome assembly.
AUGGGGAACUUACUGUUCUCCCUAUGCAUAGUCUCUCUUCUGCUCUCCCAAUCAACCUCCACACCUCCCCAGGACCCGAUCCAGUGCACCUCACCCCACAACACCAACUGCACCGUCACCAACUCCUACGGCAUCUUCCCCGACCGGUCCACGUGUCGCGCAUCCAGCGCCGCAUUUCCCGCCACCGAGGACGAACUCAUCGCCGUCGUGGCCAACGCCACGAGGGCCCAACGGAAGAUGAAGGUGGCCACGCAGUCGUCCCACAGCAUCCCCAAGCUGGUCUGCCCCGACGGCGACGACGGCCUGCUGAUCAGCACGAAGCUGCUCGACCGCGUCCUCGCCGUCGAUAAGGCCGCCAUGACGGCGACGGUGGAGAGCGGGGUGACGCUGCGGGAGCUGAUCGAGGCGGCGGCGGGGGCCGGGCUGGCGCUGCCGUACGCGCCGUACUGGUGGGGGCUGACGGUGGGCGGGAUGCUGGGGACCGGGGCCCACGGGAGUAGUUUGUGGGGGGAAGGGAGCGCCGUACAUGAUUACGUGGCGGAGAUGACGGUGGUUAGCCCCGGUGCGGCGGAGGAAGGGUUUGUGAAGGUGAGGACGCUGAAGGAAGGUGAUGGCGAGCUGAAUGCGGCCAAGGUCUCGCUUGGAGUCCUCGGGGUUAUUUACAAGGUGACUUUAAAACUUCAGCCGAUGUUCAAGCGAUCCGUAACUUACGUCAUUAGAAACGACACCAACUUUGGAGAUGAAACGACAACGUUUGGGCUCCAGCACGAGUUCGCUGACUUUACAUGGUACCCUAGUCAACGCCAAGUCAUCUACAGAAUCGAUGACCGCGUUCCUUCCAAUACUUCCGGCAACGGCCUCUACGAUUACUUCCCUUUCCGCUCCACACCUUCCCUCCUCCUGGCUGGAGUCCGAAUCGCAGAGGAAGCUCAGGAAUACCUAAAGCACGCCGAUGGAAAAUGCGCCGGGGGCAAGCUCACCACGGCCACCCUCCGAGCCACCUCCUUCGGCCUAACCAACAACGACUACAUCUUCACUGGAUAUCCGGUCGUCGGCUACCACAACCGCCUCCAGUCGUCGGGAACCUGCCUCGACAGCCCCAACGACGGCCUCAUCACGGCCUGCCCGUGGGACUCGAGAAUUCGAGGCGAGUUCUUCCACCAGACCACCUUCAGCCUAGACCUCUCGGUCACAAAAAACUUCGUGCGCGACGUACAAACCCUCGUCGCCCUAGACCCCGAGUCCCUCUGCGUGCUCGACCUCUACAACGGCAUCCUCAUGCGCUACGUCACCGGUUCGAGCGCGUACCUUGGGAAGCAAGGGGACGCGCUCGACUUCGACAUCACGUACUAUCGAAGCGAGGACCCUAAGGCGCCGCGGAUGUUCGAGGACGUCUUGGAGGAGAUCGAGCAGAUGGCGGUGUUUAAGUACGGAGCUUUGCCUCAUUGGGGAAAGAAUAGGAACGUGGCUUUCGCUGGAGCGAUUGCGAGGUAUGAGAAUGGAGCUGAGUUUUUGAAGGUGAAGGAGGAGUAUGAUCCGUUGGGGUUGUUUUCGAGCGAGUGGACGGAUCAGGUUCUAGGGUUGAGAGAUGGGUUGACGGUUUUGGGGGAGGGUUGUGCUUUGGAAGGGUUGUGUGUGUGUUCGGAGGAUAGUCAUUGUGCGCCUGAGGAAGGGUAUUUCUGUAGGUCGGGGAAGGUGUAUAAGGAAGCUAGGGUUUGUAGGUAUGAGGAGGUUUCCGGGGUUUAG